Molecule: messenger RNA, 933 nt
Organism: Suncus etruscus (white-toothed pygmy shrew)
Lineage: Eukaryota; Metazoa; Chordata; Mammalia; Eulipotyphla; Soricidae
Product: olfactory receptor 2AG2-like
Exons: 1
Coding region: 1-933 (310 amino acids)
Biological process (GO): G protein-coupled receptor signaling pathway
Cellular component (GO): membrane
Molecular function (GO): olfactory receptor activity; G protein-coupled receptor activity
Source: RefSeq, a predicted model, not a curated record
AUGGAACCUUGGAAUUCUAGUGACUUCAUCUUGAUGGGAAUUCUGAAUGAUAGCAGAUUUCCUGAACUGCUCUGUGCCACUUUCACUGCCCUAUAUAUGUUGGCCCUGACCAGCAACAGCCUGCUACUCCUGGUCAUCACAAUGGAUACCCGGCUCCAUGUGCCCAUGUACCUUCUACUUGGGCAGCUCUCACUCAUGGAUCUCCUGUUCACAUCUGUGGUAACUCCCAAGGCACUUGUGGAUUUUCUGCGAGGUGAAAACACCAUUUCUUUUGCGGGCUGUGCCUUUCAGAUGUUUCUGGCUUUGACUGUGGGAAGUGCAGAGGACCUCCUCCUGGCCUUCAUGGCCUAUGAUAGGUAUGUGGCCAUUUGCCAUCCUCUGAACUACAUGGUCCUCAUGAGGCCAAAGAUCUGCCUUAGCUUGGUGGCCACAUCAUGGGUUCUAGCAUGCCUAAAUGCCUUGGGACAUACCUUAUAUACCAUGCAUUUUCCUUUCUGCAAGUCCAAAAAUAUAAGCCACCUACUCUGUGAGAUCCCACCUCUGCUGAAAUUGGCCUGUGCAGAUACAUCCAGAUAUGAACUCCUGCUGUAUGUUACUGGUGUGGUGUUUCUCUUACUUCCUCUUUCUGUUAUUGUGGCUUCCUACACAGUCAUCUUGUUUACUGUGCUUCAAAUGCCUUCUAAUGAGGGAAGAAAAAAAGUCUUUAUCACAUGCUCUUCUCAUCUGAUAGUGGUUGGGAUGUUCUAUGGAGCUGCCACAUUCAUGUAUGUGCUGCCCAGCUCUCUACAUAGCCCUAAGCAGGACAACAUCAUCUCUGUUUUCUACACAAUUGUCACCCCGUCUCUGAACCCACUCAUUUAUAGCUUGAGGAAUAAAGAAGUCAUGGGGGCCUUGAGAAGGGUUCUGGUGAAAUAUAUUCUUCAACAUAGAUAA